AUGCCCCAGGACCGAGUGGACGAGAUGACGUGGGAGGACUUCAAGACCGAGGUAUAUGACAAGUACAUCCCUAAAAGUUACCGCAAGACGAAGGCAGCCGAAUUCUACAACCUAACCCAAGGACGUCUAACCGUGACCGAGUACGACCGCGCGCUCUGUGACAUGACCCGCUAUGCGCCAGAACAGGCCGAUACUGACGAGAAGCUGGCCGAUAAGUUUCAUGAGGGCCUGAGACACGAGAUCAAGAUGGCAUUGGCCGUCCAUGGGAGACUUACAUACGCAGAGGCGCUGGCCCUCGCACUGGAUGUUGAAGCGGCGAUGCCUAAGGAGAGGAACACGGGGAACAUCAGCCCAGCACUACCUCCGCCACAGUACUCCCGGGAUAAAAGGAGAUGGGAUGAGGGAAGAACCCUAUACGACAACAAGCGAUACCGUCCCACACCGAGCCGAGCACCGUACGGAGGAGGGCAGACUUCAUUCAACCAGAGGAGUGACCCCCGAGCAAGACCGCCCCAAUGCAACGUAUGCGUCAAGUAUCAUUUUGGGGAAUGUAGGAUGCCGAACCCGAUUAGGUGUUUUAGCUGUGGGGGAAAUGGUCACGUCUCUAGGGAGUGUCCGAGUAGGAACGCGGGGAACGGGGGAAGGCAAAACCAUCAAGGAUUCCGUCAGCCGCCGAGAGCGCCACCAAUGGGACCGGGAGCGAACCGGGAUCAACCUCAGCGGCAGCAACAACCUUUCCGCCCAAGGCCUCCUGCCCAAGCAAGAGCAUACGCCGUGAAUCAGACGCAGCCCAGAAAUGAGCAAGGGAAGCACGAGAACGGAAAUUUGGUAGGUAUAGGCGAGAUCCUCGAUACCCCCAUCGUUAUAUUGUUUGACACGGGUGCAUCGCAUUCUUUUAUAUCUGAACUAUGUGUGCAUACCUUAAACUUGCCUGCUUGUAAAUAUCAACAUAGGAUGAUGGUGUCCUCACCAGUAGGAGGAACAGUAGAGAUUUCCCGAACUUGCUCGAACUUAGAAUUUGCCUUAGGAGAACGUAAGUUAGUCGGCAAUGGGAGACGUCGAUGUAAUCCUAGGAAUGGACUGGUUGACCGCGAACUUUGA
Molecule: messenger RNA, 1101 nt
Organism: Salvia hispanica
Lineage: Eukaryota; Viridiplantae; Streptophyta; Magnoliopsida; Lamiales; Lamiaceae
Molecular function (GO): nucleic acid binding; zinc ion binding
Source: RefSeq, a predicted model, not a curated record